AUGUUCAAAAUCGCCUUAAUCGUUUCCUUUGCCUUUGUGGCUGCAGUGAGUGCUGGCGCCAUCAAUUACGAUUCUCAUCACCACGAUGACUAUCACCACGAUGACCAUCACGAUGACCAGCACUACCAUGGAGUAAAUCACCAGCAACACUACCAACCCCAACAAGUGCAUCACGACGUCCACCAUCAACCCCAAGUACAUGUAGCACACGCACCUGUCCACCACCACGACGACCAUCAUCAUCACGAAGUCCAACAUCAACAAGUCUACGUACCCGUAGCUGUACCCGUAGCUGUGCCAGCCGUCGCUUACCCACAACCAGUGCCACAAACGCACUCCCACUAUCACGAUGACGAUCACCACGACGACCAUCAUCACGACGACUAUCAUCAUGAUUCUCACCAUUAUUAA
Messenger RNA from Trichogramma pretiosum, 411 nucleotides. RefSeq names its product histidine-rich glycoprotein-like. The transcript is spliced from 2 exons. Lineage: Eukaryota; Metazoa; Arthropoda; Insecta; Hymenoptera; Trichogrammatidae. The coding region runs from base 1 to 411 and encodes 136 amino acids. The record is from RefSeq and is a predicted model, not a curated record.